UACCUAUCAAUUAGCUAGUUUCGCAAAAGGCAAGUUUCUUUCUUGUCUUUUUUUAAAAUUUAAAAAGAAGAGCAUUAUUAUUUUGCUGAAAAAAAGAAAAUUUCGAAAAGUCGCCUAGUUUAAAAAUAUAAAAGAAAAUAUGAAAUUAUCAUUAAUUUCAUUAGCUUUUGCUGUGCUAGCAUUGGUGGAUUACACUUCGGCUAGCGUUUGCAGUGCGGAUAAUGUUGGACAACGUAUUGCGUUGCCAACAAGUUGUUCGAAAUUUCUCGUUUGUUCUCGUAAUCGUCGCGUUAUUGUAAGAGAAUGUCCCAAAGGUUUACACUUCAAUCGCGAAUUGGAAAUGUGUGAUUUACCUUCGAGAUCGAAUUGCAGAUAUGCGGAAGUGUUUGCUGCUACAACUCAAUGUGAAUCGUGUGAUUGUGAUGCUUGUUGCAAUGUUACAACACCAAAACCCAAUACAACGACUCCCAAACCAAAUGAGCCAGAAGUAAGCACACCCUGCGAAACGCCAGCAGCACCAACAACAACCCCAAAACCUACUACUACUCCGAAACCAACUACAACACCAAAGCCAACUACGACUCCAAAACCAACAACAACACCAAAGCCCACCACAACUCCAAAACCCACUACAACUCCCUGUGAAAGUACACCAGAACCAACUACAACUCCAAAACCAACAACAACUCCCAAACCAACUACAACUCCAAAAAAACAACAACUCCCAAACCAACAACAACUCCAAAACCCACUACAACUCCCUGUGAGAGUACACCAGAACCAACUACAACUCCCAAGCCAACUACAACCCCCAACCAACCACAACACCAAAGCCCCACUACAACUGCCCUGUGAGAGUACACCAGACCCAACUACAACUCCCCAAACCAACUACAACUCCCAAACCAACUACAACUGCCCCAACCAACCACUGACUCCCAAAACCAACCACAACUCCCAAACCAACCACAACACCAAAGCCCACUACAACUCCCUGUGAGUACACCAGAACCAACUACAACUCCCAAACCCACUCCCAACUCCACAAACCAACUACAACUACCUACAACAACUCCCUGUGAGAGUACACCUGAACCAAACUACAACUCCAAAACCAACCACAACUCCAAAACCAACUACAACUCCCAAGCCAACCACAACACCAAAGCCCACUACAACUCCAAAACCUACAACAACUCCCUGUGAGAGUACACCUGAACCAACUACAACUCCAAAACCAACCACAACUCCAAAACCAACUACAACUCCAAGCCAACCACAACACCAAAGCCCACUACAACUCCAAAACCUACAACAACUCCCUGUGAGAGUACACCUGAACCAACUACAACUCCAAAACCAACCACAACUCCAAAACCAACUACAACUCCCAAGCCAACCACACACCAAAGCCCACUACAACUCCCUGUGAGAGUACACCAGAACCAACUACUACUCCCAAACCAACUACAACUCCAAAACCAACUACAACACCAAAGCCCACCACAACUCCAAAACCCACUACAACUCCAAAACCCACUACAACUCCAAAACCAACUACAACACCAAAACUAACCACAACUCCCUGUGAAAGUACACCAGAACCAACUACUACUCCCAAACCAACUACAACUCCAAAACCAACCACUACUCCCUGUGAACAAACACCCACUCCAACACCAACUCCUACACCCACUCCAACAACUCCCUGUGGACAAACACCCACUCCAACUCCUACACCCACUCCUACUCCAACACCCACUCCUACUCCUACACCCACUCCAACACCCACACCAACACCCACACCAACACCCACUCCAACACCCACUCCAACACCCACUCCAACACCCACUCCUACACCAACUCCUACACCCACUCCAACCCCCGGUAAGGUUACCCCAACUAUACCCGGACCAACUACACCCACCGAGUGUGAAGGUGUCUGCUGCGGCAAACCAAAUGGCUCCAAGCUUCCUGGCGAUACCUGCCAACAGUUCAUCGUUUGCCAAAACAAUCAACAGGUGAUUUUCGAAUGUCCCAAUAAUCUACACUACAACUCAGCUACCGGCUCAUGUGAUUUCCCCGAAAAUGCCAAAUGCGAUAAACCCUAUACACCACCAAGUGGCCCCAGUGCCGGUCCUUCCGGUACCCAUUGUGCCAAUGGCGGUCGUUGUGUUGGAAAACCCGACGGCACCUAUUUCACCGAUGCCAAAAAUAAGUGCAGUGCCAAUUAUGUGAUCUGUCAGUGUGAAUGUGAAGUUGAACGUUCGUGCAGCAGUCCUUUGAUGUUCAACGGCAACUUGGGCGUUUGUGAUUGGCCCACAGCUUUCGGUUGUUAAACGACAAAACGAUUAAAGCGAUUUAAAUGAAUGAUGUUAAAGUAUAUCUAAUUAUUGCUCUUGUAUCUGAAACUCUGUAUGAAUUUAAAAAAAAUUACUAAUAAUAAUAAUAAUAAAUAAAUUGAAUGUUAAUUUAAA
Molecule: messenger RNA, 2477 nt
Organism: Lucilia sericata (common green bottle fly)
Lineage: Eukaryota; Metazoa; Arthropoda; Insecta; Diptera; Calliphoridae
Exons: 1
Coding region: 140-1000 (286 amino acids)
Cellular component (GO): extracellular region
Molecular function (GO): chitin binding
Source: RefSeq, a predicted model, not a curated record